AUGUUUCUCUACCAGCUGCUCAACUUUUUCUUUGCGGCCUCCAAAAAGGAGGAGGACUCUAAGUAUGACCUGUCCUUGUACAAGCGUGGAGACUUACUCGAGGUGCCUAGGACUUUAUUCACUCAUUUUGGUAUUUACCUGGGCAACAACAGGGUGGCUCACCUCAUUCCAGACAUCCUGCCCGCCAUUACCAAGGAUAAAUCUGCAAUAGCUAAAAUGGUGACAAACAACCGCCUGUUAAUGGGUGUCAUCACCAAGGUGGCCAGCGUCAGAGUGGACUCUGUGGCAGACUUUGCAUAUGGCUCCGAUAUCCUGAUCAAUCAUAUGGACAAAGUGUGCAGCCAGCCUCCAUUGGAUGGGGAAGAGGUUGCACGAAGGGCUGAGAAGCUGCUGGGAUCAGUCACCUACAGCUUGCUCUGGUACAAUUGUGAACAUUAUGUCAUGUACUGCAGAUUUGGCAUGGCCAUCAGCUACCAGACAUACCAGUUCUGCACCACAGUGCGUAAGAUCUUGUUCAGCAGAAUGAGCGCCUACCUGACUGCAUUGUGUGGCGUCUGCUUCAUGCUGUACCUGAGCUGCGUGACGCCGCUGACGGUUCUUCUAACUGUGCUCAUCUCCUUCACCAUAUGGAUGGCUUCCUAAGCAUUCAAUGUAAAAUAGCUCCAGAUAAAAGACUGCAAUCACAGAUAAAGAUAAAGUUCAUGUUCAUGUAGAAUUUACUUGUUUUUUAUUGUCUUCUACUAAUUUGGCAUGGAUUUUCAAAAUGAAGCAGGGACGAACAGCUCUUCAAAUGACUUUUAAUUAAAUGUUAAUACACCGCUGUUCAAAUGUUUACUGAACUCUUAUUGGUUGCUGUCAGAGGUGAGUAGUUUCAGUUCAGACAGUAAAAUCCUUUACACACAGAUUAGCCAACCAUUUGAAUUUCAAGCUACAAAGGACAGACAGGGUUUAAUGUUUAAAACAGUGGUCUUAAACCUCAGUCUUCAAGCAUUAGUGUAGUAUAUUGUGAAAUGAUCUGUUGUGCAGGGAUUGUUUAUGUUGUAGGAGUCUGCUAAAUCUAAUUACAGCUUGGAGUGACUGUGACUGUUCAAUGAUGUAGAAGU
Molecule: messenger RNA, 1103 nt
Organism: Cyprinodon tularosa
Lineage: Eukaryota; Metazoa; Chordata; Actinopteri; Cyprinodontiformes; Cyprinodontidae
Product: lecithin retinol acyltransferase family protein
Exons: 2
Coding region: 1-642 (213 amino acids)
Biological process (GO): retinol metabolic process
Molecular function (GO): phosphatidylcholine-retinol O-acyltransferase activity
Source: RefSeq, a predicted model, not a curated record